CUGGUCAUGGUGGGGGGUGUCUUUAUUACUCAUCACCGGGGAUUCCUCAUCAUAAACAUACACUGGUGAAGGCUACAGAUAAAGCUCUCACACUCACACAAACACACACCGCCUCGGGUCGACUCUGAUACCGAUGUCAUGCUCACCGGGAUGCGGACUGAGAACCUUGUGGACUCGGGGGUCCUGGACGCUGCGGCUCUGAGGCAGCAGAGGAAGCUGAUACAGGCAUCCAGGUCCUCCAUAAGGUCCUCCAUCUGCUGCCUCUGGAUGGACUGAAGAAGCUCGGACGUCCAAACGGGAGGACGAGAGCAGAGCGGUGAAGCUGAGGAGUAAACGGCAGCAUCCUCCCUGGAGGUACUGGAGACGAACUGGGCCGGAGCCACAACACAAGACAGCCAGUAGUGGGGGUCUGGGAGGCUCCAGUGCUCGUCCAGUCUACACUCCGCCUGGAGGCCCGCUCCAGCACCUCAAGGCCCAGACUGGCAGAGCGCCGCAGAGAGGAUUCCAGCCAGGCUUGGCUUGCCAUGAAGAGGUCGAGAUAAACUCAGGUGUCCUUCACCUGAGUGGAGGAACGAGCAGACAGACCUCAGCCUCUUUCCUUACGUACCCUUUACCUCACAGUACAAAUAUACUUGUCUUUUCAGCUUGAAAACAGCGCAUGCGUGAAGACUAACUAGUAAAGCGGCACGUUUGUUACUUUAAUUCGCUACUUACUUUAUCUCCGUUGCCGACGCGAGCUCAACACCGAAAACCUCAAACAAUCUCACGUCCCAUUGCAUACGUCACGUUCCAAUUAACGUUUUCGACACGAUAACGUCACACUGUUCCCUCGCGCCGUGUCAACAAACCCCCGAGUGAAGAGAUGAUUUGUGUCUGUGUUUACCUGUUGAACGCACGGAUAACUGGACGGUUAGCGAGUAAACACAAAUAAACACAGGAAACGGUGCUUCUUCAGUCUGCAGCUUGUAGCCCGUGGUGCUUUUCAAGUGACAGGACAGGAAAUCCUGCAUGUUAAGCCCCGCCCUAAACACUCAAGAGUCACGUGGAGAAUGUUUUACUGGUCCUAUGAUUUGUAAGGAAUUGUGAUAGUCAAUAGUCGCUCUCAUAAGACCUUAGAGUAUAUCUUGAGAGUUAUCACUUUUGAAUAAAAAUAUAUUUUUUUACUCGAAUUCAUUGUGGUCCCCUAAACACGCAUCUCCAAUCAGGAGUCUUUGCAUAUCCUCGAUCAAUUUGGAUCUUCAGUGCUCCAAAAUAUUAAACAAAAAAAAAAAAAAAAAAAAAAAAAUCUAGGAAAUGGAAAACUAUUUACUGGUUUAACUGUUAACCAGUGUUGAGGGGUCCCAUAUGAAUCUCUCUCCAUUCCUGUUGUCACUUUAACCAAGAUGCAUCGUCAUCACUUUUCCGUGUUCCUAUAUUCACUUCACUGUCAAAGUGAGGACUUGUUUCAAACACCAAGUCCCGUUUUCAAACUUCACAUUUUGAGGGCUGCAGUAACCCCGAUGAGACCGGCUGGGUGUCUUGAUCGAGGGAACCUGUAGUCAUUGUUACAGGGCAUACUUGACCCCAACAAGACAGUUGUACAAGUAAAAACUAUUUUACAACAUUGUGCUGAUUUAAACCCUACUGUGAAGGAUAACUAAAUUUGGGCAUGAGGCAAUCUGAAAAUACCAGCAACAAAUAUUGCAGACUUUUACAAAAGGACACAAGCUUCAAAUGCAGCAUGCAUCAUAACUGCCAUAUAUGGAGGCAUUUAAAUUAAGACAUGACAAUCAUGUAGUUCCAUUUAUACAGUUUAUUUUUGCAAAAACACACUGAGAGGAACAUUAUGCCAUCAGCACACAGGCUCCUCCCACUGCCUUGAUCUUCUCCUCGGCCCGUCGGCUGAAGAACUUGGCCUUGACGAUCACUGGCUGUUUGGGCAGCUUGCCUUUGCCCAGGACUUUGUAGUAGCCCUGCAAAAAUAUAUAUAUAUAUAUAUUAAAAACACAUUAGUGCAACCAGAUAAUCACAAAAACCAAUUUGUCUGGCAAAAUUCUUUCCCUAAAUAGACAAUAAAGCCCAUAAAGUUAUGGAUCCACUGCUGUCUUCAUGUCCAGCAGCACACUACUACCAGUGGCAAAUCAAGCCCAUGUUAUGCCACAAUAUAUGUACAACACCAUAUACAAAAUACAGUUAUAGGAAGACCAACACAGCACAAAGUAUAUUAUGCAAAUCUUCAUCCAACGCAAAUGCAUUGGACUCAGUUAUUAUUCCUUUUAUUGUAGCUUGCAACAUUUAAGUACGGACUGAAAUAUACCAACAAGUAUUACAGACAGGGGGAGAAAAUUACAGCUUUGUCACUAAAGUAACACCGCAAAAAGUUUGUGCAUGUUUCAAUUCUUUAGAAAAUCUUUCACUUUGUGUCAGUCAUUCCUACAUGUCUCUAAAUGAUAAGAUUUUUGUCAAAGUGUGGAUAAAAUUUCAAUGAUUAUUUCCCCCCCAGUUGUUAAUUUGAUAUGACUGCGGCAUCAGUGAUAUCAAGUAGUUUGUCACUGACCAUGUGGCCGACUGGCCUACAAAGAGCCAGUCAGUGAAUAGGACCAGUCUUCACUCUAAGAGGACUCUAGCACACCAAGACAAUGAGUUGUGUCAAGGCGAGACUCUAGUCUCUACAGCAAAAUACAUCUCCACUGAACAAAGCUGACCUGGAAAUAGACUUAUUACGCGUCAGAUGAGAACAGUGACAUCAGUGCAUCCAGUACAGAGAGGUGCGAUAUAUGUGAAGUUUAGCUUCGAUCAAGGACCAGGGAAAUAGUAAUUCAUAGAAAGUGUAAAAAAACGAAAAGAAAAAAAAAAAAAAAAAACUUCGCAACCCCAAAGCUUUAUUAACAAACUAAUCUUUUAUCUACCAACUGGUCACAAAUACAAAGCGGUUAAAGACAGCUACCGUAACCACAUUCCUUUACCUACUGUCUUUGAGCUAUGCCGAUACAUAGUCUUUAAAAAACAACACAAUGUUAGACCCCAACUGACCCUUCGCCUCCGUUUAGUGAUGAGACAAAACAACCCGUCCGUUAACGACACCAUUGGUCACUACUUACGGCGCGCACGGCAUCGAUGAUGGGCGUGGGUCCGUCGGGCUUCUUGCCGUAGUUGAGCCUGGUCUGCUCGCUCACCAGCUGCCACAGCUUGUCCAGGUUGAUGGUGGGGCAGUGGGUUGUGUUCCUCUUCAAAUGGUAAUGUCUCAUACCCACCUUACCGAAGUACCCAGGAUGGCUAAGGAGACACAGGGAGGACAGAGGAAAAAGGUCAAUUGCCGGACUAGGACAUAGGCUGGAAACAUUUAAGCUGUUGUACAGGUUAAGACUUUGGCAAGUAAUCAAUCAUUUUAAUGGUGUUGCUCCUCUUAUAAAUCUCUCUAGACUUCAAAAUUAACCAAAGACAGCUUAGAAAUAAACAUGUCACUUCGUCAAAGUGUGGAUAAACUGUCUAUGAUUAUUUCCCCCCAGCUAUUAAAAUUAUGAGACUGCAGCAUCAGCUAUAUCAAAUAGUUUGUAACUGACCAUGUGGGUGACUGGCCUACAAAAGAGCCAGUCGGUGAAUAGGACCAGUCUUCACUAUAAGAGGACUCUAGCACACCAAGACAACGAGUUACGUCAAGGUGAGACUCUAGUCUCUACAGCAAAAUACAUCUCUACUACCAACAAAACAGAUACUGUCACACGAGGCAAAGAGGAAAACUAUAAAUAAAACAUCAAGUGUGUAACAUGUCAGAAAAACAUUGCAGAUCAACCUACUCAUCUGCCUUUAAGAUAGAUAUUUCCACAAACCCAUAAGCUGAAACUUACCCGUGUCAGGGUGUUUGUAAACAUGACCAUGCAUAUUUAAUUCAGAGGGUUAAUACAUUAACACGCUGUGUAGAAAACCUCAACACAUAAGCAGCAUCUCUUCAUGUCAUGCAGCACUUACUAUUUGUCGAAGUUGAUUCUGUGGUGAUGCAUACCACCAGCAUUACCACGACCUCCAGGAUGCUUCCUGUGCUUGCCUGUGGGGAGAUGGACAAGUUAGAAGUGAACCAUGUGUCACACACACAGUGAGACUAUGGAGAUCACCUUUAAACUCAGGUUAACGCUUACCAAUGCGACCAUGUCCGUGGCUGACGUGUCCUCGGAGCUUCCUAGUCUUGGUCUGCUUGGUGGGCUGUUAGGAAAAGAUUUGGUGUCGAUUAGAAUAAACUACAGUGUCAACAAUCGUGGUCAUAGCCAGUAUCUAUCAUAGCCAGUGGAGCUAGCUAGCUAGCUUAGCCAAAUAACCUCUUACGUUACUUGGAGGUAUCAACAGACUUUGUAGUCUGUCAACUUUGAACCGUCAACAGCAAAUACUGCACACUAAAACAUAUAUUCGCAUGCAGUUUUUUCUUAAAACGAACAAAAUCUUAGACCAAUCUCUUAAUAGCUGCUUUCAUGCUGCCUAGCAUCGUUGGAGGCUAAUGCUAAUUCAACUGCAUCUACAGGUAGGCUGUUAACUCUCACAACAUACAGCAUAAUGAACAAUUAACAUGUUACUCCCGGGAACUUUUACACAUUAAACCGGGACUACCGCUGUUACAUUAAUUUAGACUACGGUAGUUUUGUGUACGCGGUUUAAGACAUGCGAGUAUAGAGAGAAUAUUCUUGCUGAAUGAUGCAGCUGAGGGCCGAAGAGAAUCCCAGCUCUCAACACGGCAAACCGCUCACAAGAUCCCAUAAUGGUACUAAAUCACGGGACAAAACAGCCAGUAAAUGACCGUAGGAGUUGGCUGCACCGUAAACCACCACCGAAUGAUAGUUUGCAGUAGGAAUGACCAAGGAUGGACAUAGAUUUAACUGUAUUACAAAGCACAGGGAUGCGUGAGAGCACCUACCAUCUUGGAGGCUAGGAGAAAGAGGAACGGGAUUUGUAAACCUCGCGGUUUUGUGCGAGAUUUGGCUUCUGGCUACAAAAGUGCAAAAUAAACACACAGCGACGCCUAGUGGUGGACGAAGGAAACGACUGUGAAUUGUACACAAAACAGCCAUCAGUGCUGAUAUGGAACUAAGUACAUUUACUCAGGUACUGUACUUAAGAACAAUUUUGAAGUACUUGUACUUUACCUAAGUAUUUAUGGUACUUUGCACGUUGUAAUCCACCAAUUAAUAAGGAUUAUUAUAGUAUUUUUUAACAAAGUAAAAUCAGAAUUUAAAGCAAUGCUUACACGUGCAUCAAUAAUUAUAAUCCAAUAAAAUAUAGUAUAUUCUUCUUAAAUGCGCCAUUCUGUGGACUAAUUUUCCUUUUGGUACUUAAUGUAUAUUUUAGUGCUCAUACUUUUGUAAUAUAUUUACAGUUCUUUUAUUUAAAAACAAUAAACGUAUUUUUAAAAAUAUCUUUUGAUAUGUUUUUCACAUUUGUUGAAUUGCAUUAGUUUGAGAUUAGAUUGAAACCUUUUAUUCAUAGGGUUAGGGUUAUUUCAUGGAAAGCUACGCCCCCUAAAUAAUACAGAAGUGGGAAGGAGCUGUUAUUUCCAAAUAUUGGAAGAAGAAGUAUUUAGAGCAUUUAUAGCAUAUGCUAAUUUGCAAUGCCGGUCCCUAUGUGGGUCUUUAAGAGACAGAGAAAUCAACGACAAAAUACAAAACCUUAAAUAUAUAUUAAAAAAACACUGCACCACAUGAUUACACAGAGUCUGUCACUCAUAUUGGAUCCAUGUGAAAAACAGCCAGCUCAUCCUCAUCUCACAUUUGCCACUUGGAUUUCACAAAACAAAGACUUGUUUUGUGAAACAUUUUAUUUGUUUUCUUGUAGUCAAAAUAAAUGUAGACUGAUAGAAUAAUCAGAGGACAUUAUAGAAAGCUAAAAUGUAUACAUUAAACAAAUAUAAGUGUGCAUAUACAGUAAAUACAUGCAUUUCUUAACAGUAUGUCAUGUAUUGUGUACUGUAUAGGCUUUUCUGUAGUAAUGACAAGGCUAAUUUUAUUAAAUUUAACAUAUUUUAUUCUUCUCAAAGAAGAGAAAGAGGAGAUAUUGAACAACAAAAUAAAUCAGAAAAGAGCUCAUUCUAUUAUAUUUAAUUUACAUUUCUCAACUGAUUGUAAACCUUUAUUUUCAGUGCUGCUGAGUGUUUAAGUGUUAAACAAAAUGCUCUGUCACAAAUUUAAGUUUCUUGUACUUUAUUUGAGUCUUUUUUUUUCAUGCCACUCUUCAACUCUACUCGAAGGAAACUGUACUUUUUACUUUACUAUAACUAAUGAAAACAGAGCCACUAAACAAAAUAUUUCAGAACGUACUCCAUCUCAAUCAACUACAACAAUAAAACACUCCUUUUAGAAUAAUGCAUGAGUAAUCGCAAUUUUACGAUAUAAUAUAUUAUAGUAUAAAAGUCACGGGACAUUUUACUCAUGGAGUACUUUGCGUUUUAAUACUUUAAGUAUACUUUCUUGGUUAACACGUUCAAUGCAGGACUUUUACUUAUAACAGCAGUAUUUUACAGUGUGUAAUUAGUACUUUUACUAAUCUGAAUAUUUCCUCCACCAUUGAACAUUCAACGUGCACAUUGAGGUCAAUGGAGUAGAGUAAAGGUCUAGGAGCAAAUAGAUGAAAGUUGAAACAUGAACGAGCUGAUUUUUUUUUAUCAGAUGCAUCAGACAAAGUUAAAGUUGAUUUACAUACAGUCUGUUAUUCAAAGCUUGAGUCAACUUCACAGCCUGUGACUUGUCAUUGGUCAGAAUCCACUGGGAGUGAACUCUGUUUGUACCUCCAGCUGAAGAAAAGACAAACUGAACUGAGCCUCGACCGGAUUCAACUUCCUCCAACCUGUGAGGGAUCUUUUUCCUUCUCUUGUAUUCUCUAAUGGACGUACUUCAUGUCAUGUUUGAUGCUCCAUCGCUGUAGUUUUUCCUACAUGCUUUAUGCCUGGAAUCCCUUGGUGGCCCCUGGGUGAACUAUCCACCAAUCACAUCACCCGUGUCCCCCCUUGGUACUGGACAGCGGGGCCAUCCCUCUCAUCCUCAGCUCACACCUGGAGGCACACUCACCUGUCUCUCUGAAGCAGACAUCUUGUUUUUUUCAUUGCUUGUAUUCACACUCAGCUUUGCAGUUGUGGAUUCUGCGAGAUGGAAAAGGAGUCAAACCAGUCCUGCAACAGAAAAACCAGAGCCGCCUCUCCUUCAUCUGGACGACAACCUGGAAAAGCUGUGGCCGCUUUAUUGAAGACAAUAAGGAUUCACCCAGAGGCCCAAAGGAUUCUGGGUAACUCCUGCAUCCCUGUAGUGAGCUUGGUGCGUCUGAACUUCCAGUUCAUCUGCUUAUCAUCUCUGCAGCCUGUGGUUUCUCUGGUCCGACUGCCGAGCCAAACACAAGCCAAGCUCCACGAUGACGCUUCUUGUUUGGAUCGACCUCAACAGAAUGGAGUCAGUCAUCAUGAGGCAAACACUUCAGAGGUAACAGAAGUGUCGCCUCAGACUGAUCGCAGCCAACCAGAAACCACCCCGGCCUCCUGGACUGAACCGUACUGUCCUGACCGCUCCCCCUCCGGAGAACCAGAGCGGGACUCGGGCUUCGACUGCGACUCUAAUCCAGAUCAGACCUACAUCCUGUUCGACUCUGGGUCUGACGAGUGGGACCCGGAUGGGAGAAGUGAAUCGGAAACAUUUUAUUUGGAUCCAGAUCCAGAGCAGACCAUGGUGAUCGAACUGGAUCCGGAACCGGAAGCGGAUCAGGAUGGAUCCCUGGAGCUGGAAGAUGAAGUCGAAACUAAAUGUGAGGUAGUUCAAAUGGACGAGAGUGAGGAUGAAAGACCUGAUCUCUGCCGCUCACAGGAGGAGGACGACUCAUCCAUGCAGAGACCCGGACCUGGAUCGGGAGCCAAGGAGACGGAGAGUGAAGAUUUUUGUGCCACGUGUCGGAACGGAGGAGAUCUGCUCUGCUGCGACCUCUGCCCUAAAGUUUACCACUUGGCCUGUCACAUACCUCCUCUCAUCAGCUUCCCCCUAGGUGACUGGGUGUGUACGCUAUGCAGAACUGACCAGGAGCCCGUGGCGACCUACGACUGUGAGAAUAAGCACUCGUGUGGGGGAGUCAAAGCCCCGUACACACUGUCCAACCAGGACCAGAGGAGGUGUGAGAAGCUGACUCUACUGUUGUACUGUCACACGCUCAGCGCACCGUUCCAUGAACCCGUCAGCAUCCUGGCCCGAAACUACUACCAGAUCAUCAAGAGGCCCAUCGACCUGUCGGUGAUCCGCAGGAAACUGGACAAGAGCAACACUCUCCACUACUUCACUGCCGAACAGUUUGUCGAUGACGUCCUGCUGAUGUUCAAGAACUGCUCUAUGUUCAAUUACCCGGACUCAGAGGUGGCCCAGGCCGGUCGAAGCCUCGAGCUGUUUUUCGUGAGCCAACUGAUGGAGAUUUUUCCCGACCGGACGUUCCCGACGACCAGCCAGGACCGAACGGACAACGCUCGCCUCCGAUGGCUCUGCAGGAAGAGGAGGGAGAACAGGAAGAGGAGAUACGCGUUUAGUGGGAAGAAAUACUACCUGUAACUAGUUUAAACAACAACAACAACAACAAUCACAUAGAAGAUGACUUGUGACAUUUCUGCUGUCUACCUGCCGGUCUACCGGAUAAAUACUAGAUUUGUAUUUCCAUACACAUGGAUAUAUACACAUGUCAGUCAAGUUCAUGUGUCUAGCAGCAGUCCAACAUUUACCCCUUUAUUUAUGGGUGUUAUGCCCCAGCCUUGGGCAGCCCUUUGGGGCAAACAACACUCCACCACUGACCCAAAUUAACCCCCAAUUGCACCCUUUAAGACAAUCAAAUCCAUGGGAUUUAAACACACACACACACACACACACACACACACACACACACACACACACACACACACACGACAAUACAAACUUGUAUGCUGAGAGGCAGCACGACCAGCAGUCCCCACAUCAGAGGCCUCUCUCUUCUGCUGCUGGCUCAGCAGCUUUUAAGCACUUCCUUCCCAGGCCAGGUGCACCCCGUUGAGCAAUGCAGCACACCUGGUCAGAGCUGCUAGAGAGGGAAAAGAGACAACAGCACAGGGGACAUUUAAAGCCGUUACAAGGGGCCCCAACCCUCCACCUGCUGUACUGAAUAUAUGAAAGAACAUGUCUUUCUUUCUGUCUAACAGCAGCCGCAUGGUCACGUUUUACAUGCUGAUGAGUUGAGCUGUGAGAUGAAGAUGAAGAACUUCCUGGCUGGAAAAUUACCACCAACUAAUACGGACAAACAUUGCUUUUGAAAACAUGUUAAUAAUUUAUAGACUGUAUCUCACUGCAGCCUAAAGAUACUGAAUGAAAUUCGAAAAUAUAUUUCCCCCCACCAGGGGGUGUGUUUGUAUCUUAGACUUUAUCUUUUGAAUUUACAGUGAAAGGUUUAAAAUUACAGUGAGACUUUUAAAGCACAAAGUGUGUUUCCUUUUUUUCCAUUUGAAUGACCCUAAUCUAUUUUGCUACUUCCCUUUCCACUCUCCCCACUGGUUUCUGCACAGUCAGCAGAUCUGAAGAUCUUCAGGGUUUGUUUCAUGUCGAUUGUGUCGCUCAAUCUUCCGCAGGAGGACAAAUUGACCACAAAUUGACCACAGAGCAAGACAAUAAACUACAUC
Anarrhichthys ocellatus (wolf-eel) is the source of this 9625-nucleotide messenger RNA. Its product is annotated as tripartite motif-containing protein 66-like. Gene Ontology annotation, molecular function: protein binding. The record is from RefSeq and is a predicted model, not a curated record. The transcript is spliced from 10 exons. Gene Ontology annotation, cellular component: chromatin. NCBI's taxonomy places the organism in Eukaryota, Metazoa, Chordata, Actinopteri, Perciformes, Anarhichadidae. The coding region runs from base 7104 to 8534 and encodes 476 amino acids.